AUGGCAAAGACGACUGCGAAACCCAACAUGGUCUCUUUUGACGCAAAGCCAUAUGCCUUUUCUUUUCCCCUGGAUCACACUGCAUUGCUCAUUAUAGACAUGCAGCGCGACUUCCUACUCCCUCAAGGAUUCGGUGAGAUCCAGGGUGGAAAUUUGGAAGCAGUUCAAGCUUCCAUUGCGCCCACCAAACGACUCCUGGACGCAUGUCGAAGCGCAGGCUUGACUAUUGUUCAUACACGCGAAGGCCACAAACCGGACCUCUCAGACUGCCCUUCAUCAAAGCUCACCAGGCAAGAAGCAGCUCCUGGUAACACCCAGCACAAAUUAGUCAUUGGCGACAAGGGGGAGCUGGGUCGCCUGUUGACCAGAGGAGAAUACGGCCACGACAUUAUCGAUGAAUUGAGGCCGCUGCCUGGUGAGGUAGUUGUAGACAAGCCCGGAAAAGGCUCGUUCUGGAACACGUCCAUCCUACAUCAGCUCAAAGCGCGAGCCAUCACACAUUUGAUUGUAUCGGGCGUCACUACAGAAUGCUGCUUCGCUACAACCAUUCGAGAAGCAAACGACCGCGGCUUCGAAUGCUGUGGCAUCGAAGAAGCAACCAGUGGAUACAACGAUGCAUGCUUUAAGAAGCCAACAUUAGACAUGAUCCACUGGUCACAAGGCCUCUUUGGCUUCAUCGGCAGCCUACAACCCCUCGUUGAGGCUCUUGAGCCUUUCUCCACAAAGCAGAUUCAACUCGCCUCUACGCCUCCUCAAACACCACCUGAAUUUGAUGGCGACCUCACAAUAUCCAGUCUACAACGAGCCUACAGGAACGGUCUUUCCCCUCUGACCGUCAUCGAAGCAGUCUACAGUAAAAUUGAAGCAUACAAAAAAAUCGACCCAGCAGUAUGGAUCCAUCUCCAACCACUUGAAUCCGCUCUAGAAGCCGCUCGAGACCUAAUCACAAAGUUCCCCGACCGAACUGCUCUCCCCCCUCUCUUCGGCAUCCCCUUCAGCGUCAAAGACAGCAUCGACAUUGCAGGCCUCCCCACCACAACCGCCUGCCCACCCCUCGCCCACAUCCCCUCCACCUCUGCCGUCGUCUAUGAAAAAGUCAUUUCCCAAGGCGCAAUCUUCAUCGGCAAAACAAACCUCGACCAGCUCGCUACAGGCCUAGUCGGCUGCCGCAGUCCCUACGGCACCCCCCACUCCGUCUACCACCCCUCCUACAUAAGCGGCGGCUCCAGCAGCGGCAGCGCCGUCUCCGUAGCCGCAAACAUUGUCUCCUUCUCCCUCGCCACCGACACCGCAGGUUCCGGGCGCGUGCCCGCGGGUCUAAACGGCAUCGUCGGCUUCAAACCCACACGAGGUACCAUCUCCUUCCGCGGCAUAACGCCCGCCUGCCUAUCCCUCGACUGCGUCGCCCUCGCUACAAAAACCAUCCCAGACGCCCGCACGCUCUGGCAGAUUUUGGAAAGCUACGACCCUCUAGAUCCCUACUCCAAACCAGCACUAGCCUUUGAACGCCACAUCAACAGCAUCGGCCCCCAAUCUUCAACCUUCAAAUUCGGCAUCCCGCCACAGGAGGCGCUGGGUGUUUGCUCCGCUCCAACCCGCCGUCUGUUCAACGCCACGGUGUCGAAACUCCAAGCCCUCGGCGGCGUUCUAACACCGAUCAAUUGGUCCCCCUUCCACAAAGCAGGGGAGCUGCUGUACGAAGGCACUUUUGUAUCCGAGCGCCUCGCCUCUCUCCCUGAUGACUUUCUCGACAAAAACCGCGGGGGAUUGCAUCCCGUGACGGCGCAGCUGAUGGAUGCGGUACUGCAGAGAAAGAGCUCGGCGGUAGACGCGUAUCGUGAUUUACAAGCCAAAGCGCUGUAUACGCGCCAGGCAGAGGACGUGUUUGCGUAUUCGGCGCACGGAAUAGAUGUGCUUGUUGUGCCGACGACGCCGACGCAUUGGCGGAUCGACGAGGUGCUGCAGGAUCCGAUUAGGAAGAAUAGCGCGCUGGGUGAGUUUACGCAUUGUGGGAAUGUGUUGGAUUUGUGUGGGGUUGCGGUGCCGGCGGGGGAGUAUCCGGUUAGGGAGUUGAGCGGGCGGGAGGAGGAUGAGGGUAUUUUGCCGUUUAGUGUGACCUUCUUGAGUGGAUCGAGGUUGGAUGCUGAGAUGUUGGAGAUUGCGAGGCGGUUUGAAGAGAGUGUGCGUGGGUAGGAAUUUGGCAAUAUCAGUAUUCA
This is a messenger RNA of Bipolaris maydis ATCC 48331, 2216 nucleotides long. RefSeq names its product amidase signature domain-containing protein. NCBI's taxonomy places the organism in Eukaryota, Fungi, Ascomycota, Dothideomycetes, Pleosporales, Pleosporaceae. The record is from RefSeq and is a predicted model, not a curated record.